Humulus lupulus (European hop) is the source of this 1908-nucleotide messenger RNA. Its product is annotated as GDP-L-galactose phosphorylase 2-like. The record is from RefSeq and is a predicted model, not a curated record. Lineage: Eukaryota; Viridiplantae; Streptophyta; Magnoliopsida; Rosales; Cannabaceae. Bases 345 to 1673 code for a protein of 442 amino acids. Gene Ontology annotation, molecular function: GDP-D-glucose phosphorylase activity. Gene Ontology annotation, biological process: glucose metabolic process. The transcript has 5 exons. Gene Ontology annotation, cellular component: cytoplasm.
UCGGAAUUACCAUACACAAAUAGUGGUCACCAAUUAAUACGGAUAUAUUCAAUUUCGUCAACCCAAACUGCCAUUAAUUUAAAUUCCAAACUAAACCCGUUCUCACUAAAAUCACUACCCCGGAAGAAGCAGUAGCACAAAGCCUUUUCCCGCUCGAUCGGCGAAUAACCAUUUGAGGUUUUUUUUCCUCUGUCGCCGGCGGCGGUGUUGGCUUGCUGUCUCUGACUUUGUUCUCUGGCUUUUUCGCGUUAAAAUAAAUAAAUAUUAAACUGCGUCUUUUGGUUUCUUGAUAUUUGUGUAUAGUUCCAGAAAACGUAUCUGGGUUUUGGAAUUAAGACGCGAAAAUGUUGACAGUUAAAAAGGUUCCUACAGUUGUUUCCAAUUACCAGGAUGAUGGUUCGAAAUCUAUUUCUGAUCAAAGUGUAUUGGGUUGUGGCCGGAAUUGCCUUGGAAAGUGCUGCUUUCCAGUGUCUAAACUUUCUCUGUAUUCAUUCAAGAAGAAGGAAGAGGGAGGAGAUAAUGUUGGGGUGAUGAACAACAGUGAAGAUUCUAACAUGUCCUUGCAGAAUUUGCUGUUUGGACAGUGGGAAGAUCGAAUGAUGCGGGGCCUUUUUUGCUAUGAUGUAACAGCUUGUGAGACAAAGAUCAUUCCUGGGGACUUUGGAUUUAUAGCACAGCUGAAUGAAGGGCGCCAUUUGAAGAAAAGACCAACUGAGUUUCCAGCUCACUUUGUUCUUCAGCCUUUUGAUGACAGCAAAUUCAAUUUCACUAAAGUUUGCCAAGAAGAAGUUCUCUUCAGGUUUGAACCAAGUAGUGACAAUAGGAGCCAUUUUUCUCCAACUGCACCAGCAGUAGCUGACAUGGGAUCCAAUUCAACGAAUGUUGUUGCUAUUAAUGUGAGUCCAAUUGAGUAUGGUCAUGUUCUUCUGAUUCCUCGAGUUUUUGAUUGCUUGCCUCAAAGAAUUGACCAUGAGAGCUUCUUGCUGGCUCUUCAUAUGGCUAAAGAAGUGAAAGAUCCCUUCUUCCGGUUGGGUUACAACAGCUUAGGUGCUUUUGCCACAAUUAAUCACCUACAUUUUCAAGCAUAUUACUUAGCAGUGCCUUUCCCAGUUGAAAAGGCUUUGACCCAUAGAGUUAGUAUUGAAAUGGGGAAUCCAGACAACAAAGGAGUAAUUGUUUCUCAACUCAAGAAUUAUCCUGUUCAAGGUCUUGUUUUCGAGGCUGGAAAUUCAAUGCAGGAUUUGUCUGAUGUUGUUGCUAGCUCCUGCAUUCACUUGCAGGAAAACAACAUACCUUUCAACGUGCUAAUCUCUGAUUGUGGGAAAAGAAUCUUCUUAUUUCCUCAGUCAUUUGCAGAGAGGCAAGCAUUAAGAGAAGUAAGCCAGGAUAUCCUGGACACCCAAGUGAACCCUGCAGUGUGGGAGAUCAGCGGCCAUGUAGUGCUGAAAAGAAAGAAGGAUUUUGACGAUGCCUCAGAGGCCUAUGCAUGGAGGCUUCUUGCCGAAGUUUCUCUGUCUGAAGUGAGAUUUGCAGAGGUGAAAGCCUGCGUAUUGGAAGCAGCAGGCUUGCAAGAACCAGAUGUUGAGGAGACAAAGAAGGAAGAAGCUCUUCAUUUCGAGCCACCUUCUCAAAAUCUUUUGCAUUUGUCUCAAGGUUGUUUGCUUCUUCUGUGAUGCGCUAGCUAGGAAUGUCUUCCAAAUUACAUAACCAUUUGAUCACCAUGGUUUCUGCAAAUAGUACCUCACAUAGUUCUUCAAAAUACUAUACUCCUUAAGGGCAGUUUGGUAUGAAAAGUUCACAUUUUUCAUAUUACUAAUCUGAUAGUCUGAAAACUUACAUCAAUGUGUUUGGUGUGGAAUCUUAUUUAUGAUUAAUGAGAAUAUCACUUAUGUGUUUGGUUGUGUAUAA